This is a messenger RNA of Melanotaenia boesemani (Boeseman's rainbowfish), 2965 nucleotides long. It is a transcript of the gene amd1, whose product is annotated as adenosylmethionine decarboxylase 1. Gene Ontology annotation, molecular function: adenosylmethionine decarboxylase activity. The transcript is spliced from 9 exons. Lineage: Eukaryota; Metazoa; Chordata; Actinopteri; Atheriniformes; Melanotaeniidae. Gene Ontology annotation, biological process: spermidine biosynthetic process; spermine biosynthetic process. The record is from RefSeq and is a predicted model, not a curated record. The coding region runs from base 218 to 1228 and encodes 336 amino acids. Gene Ontology annotation, cellular component: cytosol.
CUUCAUUCAGUGCUUUACACAGUAUGGCCGGCGAUAUUAGCUAGCACUCGCUAACGGUAUUCUCUGCAAAAGGGAAGACGGUAACUAAAGAAAAUCAACCCCUGGAUUGCUUAAGAACUGAACAUAAAUAAAUCAGAACUAAUCGAGGAAGGGUUAAUUAAGCUGUAAACGUUAAAAACCGACGUUAUAAUAAUUUGUGUUGGGUGUCUGUUGUCUCAUGAUGGAGGAUAAUGGUGCACAUUUCUUCGAGGGGACCGAGAAGCUGUUGGAGGUGUGGUUCUCUCGACAGGAUGAAACCAAAGGAACCGGAGACCUCCGAACUAUCCCAAGGUUUGAGUGGGACAAACUUCUGGAGAAUGUGCAUUGUUUGAUAAUAAGUGUGACAAAGACUGACAAGCAGGAAGCUUAUAUACUCAGUGAGAGUAGCAUGUUUGUCUCCAAGAGACGUUUCAUUUUGAAAACAUGUGGAACCACCCUCUUACUGCAAGCACUGGUGCCUCUGCUGGAACUCGCCCGGGAGUACUGCGGCUUCGAUGCCAUCGAGAAUUUCUUCUACUCCCGCAAGAACUUCAUGAAGCCGACCCAUCAAGAGUUCCCUCAUCGAAACUUCCAGGAAGAAGUGGAUUUUCUCAGCCAGAUAUUCCCAAAUGGUGCAGCCUACUGCAUGGGACGUUUGAACUCUGACUGCUGGUACCUGUUUACCCUGGAUCUACCGGACUACUGGGAGAACAAGCAUGCAGAUCAGACGCUGGAAGUUCUGAUGAGCGAUCUUGAUCCAGCUAUUAUGGACCAGUUCUACAUGAAAGAUGGUGUUUCUGCAAGUGAGGUCACUCGUAUGAGUGGAAUUCGUGACCUGAUACCAGGUUCUGUGAUCGACGCCACAAUGUUCAACCCUUGUGGAUACUCAAUGAAUGGAAUGAAGACUGACGGAACCUACUGGACCAUCCACAUCACGCCAGAGCCUGAGUUCUCCUACGUCAGCUUCGAGACCAACCUGUCCCAGACGUCGUACGACGACCUGGUCAGGAAGGUGGUGGACGUGUUCAAGCCAGGAAAAUUUGUGACCACCCUUUUUGUCAACCAGAGCUCCAAAUGUCGCAGCGUCUUCUCCUCUACCCAGAAACUGGAGGGCUACAAGCGUCUGGACCGCCAGUUGGCCCAGUUCAACGACUACAACUUUGUCUUCACAAGCUAUACAAAGAACCGCCAGCAGAACCAGCAGAGCUGAGGGUUGAGGAUGAAGAGGCGCAAGAAGAAAGGUGGCCCCGCUGGGCCCCCCUGCAGUCUGCUUCACCCUCUUGUAGAAAGCUUGUUGUCUUCCUCCUCCCCAGCUCCAAGUUUAACCUCCAGUUUGAGUUGUUUGCGUUGUUGUACCUGUGACUUAGAUCUCUUGCAUGAAAGCUCUUCUCUCUGUCUUGAUUUUCUAGCUCACUCUUGCUGUGACUUUGAGGUGCAUGUAGAAGAAUUAAGGAUGUCCACCUGUGUCAAUUACAACGGUCCCUUCCUGCAGGUGUCCCCCCUCAUCCCCCACAGACAAGGCUUCCGCCCACACUAGACCGGUACCCUGACAUGCUCAGAUCAGGCUGUCUCUUCGGUUAGCUUCCACACACAUUAUUCCAGCUACUGAAUCACUUUACAACCUGUUUUUACUGGCGGUACAUAAAGACCGGCCUCUUGGUGUCUUGUCUGAAUGUAGCUCACUUCCAACUCGACUUUUUAUGAUUCGCUGCAUGUUGGCUUAGCUGGGCUCUUCCAGACGUCCCAGCUCACAUUAAGGUUGCCAACUCAUCCGACCUGGCGGCGUCGCCUGCUGAAUGUACGCCUCCAGGAGAGCCUUCCUCCCUGUUCACACUGCUCAUAAUGCCCUCUGCUGACCAAACACAGUUCCCCUUCCAGCAGAACCCCCCCCAGGCUGAGAGCCAGCCAUUCCCGUUGAAUGGGAAACCAUGAAUUAGACACUUUUUCCUCGGCUGCCCAGCAAAGCACUUUUCUUUUUCUCACAUAAUAUCCAUCCUCUCUCUCUCUUUCCGCCCCCCCCCAACCCCACCCCCCACCCAAUAGAAAAAUCUGUAAAUGGACAAUAGAGGCCAGUCUGAGUAUGCCAGGGCGAUCCCGGAUCAUUCCACAUGUAACUGCUGCCUAAACUGCCGUUUUAUUAAAUUUACUGCCCCCCCCCCCCAGCAUUUUUUGGGGGGCCUUUGUCUGCUUGGGGGGGGGGGGGGGGGGGUUGUGGAUGGAUCCUGUGUCACUGGUGGUGCAUGUGACUUCUAGUACUGUGUUGCUUGACAGUUUAGCGUAGCACUGUCUCUUCCUCCUUUCUGUCUACAUCAUCUUCCUCUGGUCUGACCAGCUGAAAACACACUUGGAGCUGCUGCAUCCUGAUAUGAUGGAGAAACGGGGUCUUCAUUUAUCAUUAACGUCACUUCUAGCUCAUUUCAUGCUCCUCCUGAAUAAGUUUUUGGAGGAUGUGAUGGAGUCCAAACACACUCAGCUGUCACUGUUAAAAGCGUACAUUUUAACCUUGUUGGUGUGGAUCAUUACCAUUUUUAUUUUUCUACAGUAAACUGAAAAUGCACUGUUGCUGUUGAAUGGUGAAAAGAUUUUACAAAAAUAUUUUGUAUUUCUGCUGUGGACCAAUCUUUCUUUUUUUUUUUUUCUCCUUCUUCACGUUGUGUACAGAUGUUUUUGUAAAACCAGCGUUCCACACGAGUUUGUUCUGAGGUUAAAGAAAUGGCUUUUUUUUUUCCUAAGUAAACUGAAUCACAUUGUUUGACUUUCCUCCUCUGAGCGUCUGGGUGGGGGUGGAGGCUCCGGGUCUGAAGGGGUGCAGUUACAGGAUCUGUCAGGAUGUACUGAAGGACACACUUUGCUGUUCUAAUUCUUUCUUUUGCUGUUCUUUGGAUGGUCAAGAUGUGCUGAAUCUGUGCUAUGAGCUUGAUGCUUCAAUAAAAUCUCUAAAAUCUGA